AUGACAAAAGGAAGGCAGCUGUGGGAUUAUUUCUUUCACCUUCCCUGUAUGAUGGAUGGAGACAUAUUCACUGACACUUUGGUGCCAUCUGGGAACAUGAUACCAAAUUUUAUCAUGACCAUAGAACAGAAAACAUUUCCCUUUGUGAUUUUAUUAUUUAUUUUGUUGGGAAUAGUCAUUGUUCACUGCUUCUGACUUCUUCUUGACCCCUAUCAGAGUAUGUCAACCUCAACCUGGACUGAUGGACUUGAUGGACUGAAGAAAGGCCAGUUUUACUAUGGUCUUGCUUAG
This is a messenger RNA of Athene cunicularia (burrowing owl), 291 nucleotides long. It is a transcript of the gene CTXN3, whose product is annotated as cortexin 3. The transcript has a single exon. Lineage: Eukaryota; Metazoa; Chordata; Aves; Strigiformes; Strigidae. The record is from RefSeq and is a predicted model, not a curated record.